AUGUUUACGGGUACAUUGAGGGUGAAAAUAUGUGAAGCGAAUGAUCUACGACCGACAGACUACCAGAAAAGACAUGAACUGAAUUUUGGCAAGAAUAACGACAAGAAAGAUCUGGAUCCUUAUGUAUCAUUAAAUGUGGAUGAAAAAUUCAUUGAUCGUUCAACAAUUAAGCAGAAAACAUUUGAUCCUGUAUGGAAUGAAACAUAUAUUCAUGAGGUGGAGAAUGCAAGUACUUUGGGCAUUACUGUUUUUCAUAAGGCACCACUUGAUGAUGUAUUCAAUGCAAAUGCAACUAUAUCAUUUGAGGAUUUGAUGGCACGUAAUCAACAAGACCAGACUGAUUUUUGGGUUGAUUUAGAACCUUCCGGACGGUUGCAUGUGAAAAUAGACUUGAGAUGGUCUCAAGAAACCAAUCAAAAUCAACAAAUGACAUGUCGUCGAACGAACAAGGAGCAACCGUUUUUGAAUCGCCGUCGAGGGGCGAUGAGAAGACGAGUGCAUCAAGUAAAUGGACACAAGUUUAUGGCUACAUUUUUACGUCAGCCAACAUUCUGUUCGCACUGCCGAGAAUUUAUAUGCUCUGUAGGCAAGCAAGGCUAUCAAUGCCAAGUGUGCACUUGCGUUGUUCAUAAGCGAUGUCAUCAGCUGGUCGUGACAAAAUGUCCAAAGAAGAAGGAUGAGGAGAAAGUUAAGGAGAAUAGAGAGGAAGUUGUCAAUAGCCAACGCUUUAAUGUCAAUAUUCCUCAUCGCUUCGCCGUUCAUAGUUUCAAAAGAUUGACAUUUUGUGAUCAUUGUGGUAGCUUGUUGUAUGGAAUUAUUCGUCAAGGAUUGAAAUGUGAAGUGUGCAGCAUGAACAUUCAUCGACGAUGUGAAGAGAAUGUUGCCAAUAAUUGUGGAAUUAAUACCAAACAAUUAGCUGAAAUUUUAAAUGAAAUGGGAAUCACAAUGGAUAAAUCAACACCACCACGUCGUUCGAAAUAUAUCAAUCAAGCGCCAAGCGACUCAUCAUCAACAAGUGAUCGAAGCAGUGACGAUACAAUUUCAAUUGAUUCAUCUGUGUCAGAUACCAAGCCAUUAUUAUCAUCAUCAGCUAGUUCUAGUCGUCAAACUUUACAAGCUGAAGAUGGAAAAGGUUCAUCGCAGCUCAUUGGCAAGCUAACACUCCUUGAUUUUAAUUUUGUUAAAGUCUUGGGUAAAGGCUCAUUUGGCAAAGUCAUGCUUGCUGAACGCAAAGGAACUGAAGAAAUUUAUGCCGUAAAAGUAUUGAAAAAGGAUGCCAUAUUACAAGACGAUGAUGUCGACUGUACAAUGACAGAGAAGCGAAUUUUAACUCUAGCUGCUCGUCAUCCAUUCUUGACAGCAUUAUAUUCAUGCUUUCAGACGCCUGAUCGCUUAUUCUUCGUUAUGGAGUAUGUAAAUGGCGGUGAUUUAAUGUUCCAAAUUCAACGUGCUCGAAAGUUUGAUGAAGCUCGUGCAGCUUUUUAUGCCGCUGAAGUUACCCUUGCACUUCAAUUUUUGCAUCGUAAUGGUGUGAUUUAUCGCGAUUUGAAAUUGGACAACAUACUUUUGGAUGCGGAAGGCCACUGUAAAUUAGCUGAUUUUGGAAUGUGCAAGGAGGGUAUUAUUGGCGGCAAUUUAACAUCAACUUUUUGUGGUACUCCUGACUAUAUAGCACCCGAAAUCCUUCAAGAAUUAGAUUAUGGUCCCUCUGUUGAUUGGUGGGCAUUAGGCGUUUUAAUGUAUGAAAUGAUGGCGGGUCAGCCUCCGUUUGAGGCUGAUAAUGAAGACGAUUUGUUCGAAGCCAUUCUCCGAGAUGAUGUUUUAUAUCCAGUUUGGUUGUCGCGUGAAGCUGUUUCAAUUUUAAAAGGUUUUAUGACUAAAAAUCCGGCUCGUCGAUUAGGUUGUGUAGAUGGAGAGGAAUCAAUCAGAAAGCAUCCAUUCUUUAAAGAAAUGGAUUGGGAUGCAUUGGAGCAGCGAAAAGUUCGUCCACCAUUUAAGCCACGAGUUCAGCGAAACGCACGUGACGCAGUCAAUUUUGACACAGAAUUCACACGUGAAGAUCCAGUAUUGACACCAGUUCCAGCAGAUAUAAUCCGUUGCAUAAACCAAGAUGAAUUUGCUGGAUUCUCAUUUGUUAACAAAGACUAUGGUCCGGAGCGAAGGGGUUGCAGUUAA
Molecule: messenger RNA, 2175 nt
Organism: Chironomus riparius
Lineage: Eukaryota; Metazoa; Arthropoda; Insecta; Diptera; Chironomidae
Source: the annotation of a GenBank genome assembly